AUGGCUGGCCCUCAUCCCCGCAGCGAUUCGCCUUCCGGCCAGUCAGUUGCCAGCCAUUAUGACGAUGACGGUUCUGUGCUGGGAACAGGAUUAACGAGCCGUCAUCUCGAAGCAUUUGGUCGCAAGGUCACCACGACCGCGAGCCACCUCAUGGCCCCAAAAACCGAUCCCACUUUUACAACGCACUACCAAAAUGCAAUGAGUGAUAUCCAACGAGAACUGCGCCGACCCACAGUCCAAAGAAAAGUAUUCUCCUUUACGCAGACCAGUCCGACUGACCUCGUGCGGUCGAAGCUUUCGACAUCCGAAAUCCAGUACCGUGCGCUCUCCGCCCUCCCUGAUGAACUACUUGCGAAUAUUCCCGCCGACACCAGUACAUAUUCCCUGUUCCAAGGUUUUCAAGCCUCGAUACCGGAUGACAAUGAGCACCGGAAAUCGCAUAGAAGACGGCGGUCCCAUGGUCAGAAAACGUUAGAAGGCUCCGGGAAAAGCGCUCGUCCGUUACCUCAGACCGUUGGGACGCUGAAACGCGAGAGAGACACGCUGAACCGUCGACUGGAAAUGAUGGGAAUACGGAAAAACAUGUGCAGUACAGAAAUCCAUGAGAUAGAUAACAAAGUUGCCAAUUUGAAUCACAUGCGAAAAAUUGUGUUAGACCGCUUGGCUGGACUGGAAAUGGAUGAGGCAGAAUUGGAGCAUGAAUUGGUUCAAUUGGAAAAUAAGCUUGAAGAUAUGGAAGAAGGCGUGGGUGAAUCUGCUGCAGGAGCUUCGACACCGAAAACAUUCGAUGCGGAAACGACCCCAGUGGAUCCUGAAAACCAAGCGAUGGACGCAUCAUUCAUGUCUGAAUCAAUAUACGAAAAACUUCCCUCACCGAAAACAUGGCGGCAUAAAGCAACUAGAAAACGGUCAAUGCCCAUUUUGCACGAACAUUUUGAGCCAGGUUCUAUGAUUCGAGAAAUACAGGCGCACAACGAUAUGAUCACCGCAGUUGAUUUUGACGUUCCAUUUGGCACCAUGGUUAGCUCGGCUUUGGAUGAUACUGUGAGAGUUUGGGAUUUAAACCUCGGGCGUUGUAUGGGAUUCCUGGAAGGACAUCAUGCCUCCGUAAGGUGCUUACAGGUUGAGGAUAACAUUGUUGCUACUGGCUCUAUGGACGCAUCGAUUCGACUGUGGGACUUGAGCCGCGCCAGCUAUGCUCCUAGGGAUAAUAGAAUAAAUAAAGCCGAAGACGAAGAUGACGACGAUGCGCUAGGUUUCGAGGACCCGUCAGCCGAACCGCCACCACCACCACCUUCCAGCAUGGAGGAUUGCCCAUUAUUUUCUCUUGAAGCACAUGUUGAUGAGGUGACCGCUUUGCAUUUCCGGGGCGACACCUUGAUAUCUGGCUCCGCCGAUAAAACGCUACGACAGUGGGAUUUGGUAAAGGGAAGGUGUGUACAAACGCUGGACGUCUUAUGGGCGGCCGCACAAGCGUCGUCCACCAUGGGUGGUGGGGAGUCGCAGUGGCGACCCACCGGCCGCCUUCCAGACGCAUCGGCCGACUUCGUCGGCGCACUACAAUGCUUCGAUGCUGCAUUGGCGUGCGGCACUGCGGACGGGUUGAUUAGAUUGUGGGAUUUACGCAGCGGCCAGGUUCACCGUAGUCUUGUUGGACACACAGGGCCAAUCACAUGCCUACAAUUCGACGAUGUCCAUCUUAUCACUGGUAGUUUGGAUCGGAGUAUCCGGAUUUGGGAUCUCCGCACGGGAUCCAUCUACGAUGCAUAUGCAUACGACCAUCCCGUCACAAGUAUGAUGUUUGACUCCCGGCGAAUAGUGGCUGCUGCAGGAGAGGACGUUGUCAAAGUGUACGACAAGGCUGACGGGCGUCACUGGGACUGCGGCGCGGGGACUACUGCAGAGGAAGAAGGGACAACGCCUGCAAUCGUUGAACGUGUACGCCUUAAGGACGGAUAUCUGACUGAAGGACGCAAAGAUGGCACCAUUGGCAUCUGGACAUGUUGA
Molecule: messenger RNA, 2007 nt
Organism: Uncinocarpus reesii 1704
Lineage: Eukaryota; Fungi; Ascomycota; Eurotiomycetes; Onygenales; Onygenaceae
Exons: 5
Coding region: 1-2007 (668 amino acids)
Molecular function (GO): protein binding
Source: RefSeq, a predicted model, not a curated record